Molecule: messenger RNA, 1564 nt
Organism: Hydra vulgaris (swiftwater hydra)
Lineage: Eukaryota; Metazoa; Cnidaria; Hydrozoa; Anthoathecata; Hydridae
Product: tyrosine-protein kinase SRK2
Biological process (GO): protein phosphorylation
Molecular function (GO): ATP binding; protein tyrosine kinase activity; protein binding
Source: RefSeq, a predicted model, not a curated record
AUCUUUAUUAUAAAAAUGAUUUUUUCCCAAUCAUUUUAAAUUUUGAAACACUUUCUUUAAGUGGAAUAAUUAUUAAUACAACAAUGAGAUGGGAAAUGCUGGACUUAUUUGUUUUCCGAAAACAUCAAAUGUUGAUGAACUUGGAACAAAAUUAAAUGGAGCUAACACUCAAAAACAAUGUUUGUCACAGGAAAACAUUUAUGUUGCCUUGUUCAACUUCACUAGUAAUAAUGAAGCAGAGCUGUCUUUUUCAUGUGGAGAACAGCUAGAAUUAUUAAGUAUUUCAGAUGGUUCAUGGUGGAAAGUACGUUCCCUCCUUACUAAUAAAAUAGGUUACAUUCCAAAUAAUUAUGUGGAGAAAUAUGACUACUUAAAGAAAUAUGAUUGGUACACUGGUGUUAUGGGCAGAAGUAGUGCCAACUUAGCUUUGCUUAGUAAUGGAUCAGCUGGUUCUUUUCUAGUAAGGAAGAGUACAAGUAAACCUGGAGAUUAUACUUUGUCUUUGCAUAAUGAAACGUCUCUGAAGCAUUAUCAUAUUAAAAAAACAAAAAACUGCACAUUUUACAUACUCAAAGAAGAGUUCUCCAACCUUCCAUCAUUAGUUGAACAUUAUAAAAAAGUUUCUGGCGGACUACCUAGGACAUUGAAAGAUGCAUGUUCGCAAAAAAAACUUUGGGAUAUCCCACAUAAUAAAAUCACACUCACUAAAAAACAUUUAGGUAAAGGUAAUUUUGGAAUUGUCCUAGAGGGAAGGUUAUUUAGUUCUGUUAAUGUGGCAGUUAAAGUUCUUAAAACAGAUAAUUGUAAAAUGAAAGAAACAAAGUUUUUGAAAGAAGCAAACAACAUGAAAGAAUUGUCACACAAGAAUCUAAUUCAUUGUUAUGGUGUAUGUUAUUUUGAUAGUUAUGUUUAUAUUGUAUUAGAAUUAGCUUUGCAUGGGGCUUUACACAAGUUCCUCCAAACCUCUACAGGUCAAAAUCUUACUUUACAUGAUUUAGUACACAUUGCAACUCAAAUAUCUUCUGGAAUGACACACUUAAGUCAUAUACGCCUAUUGCAUAGAGACAUAGCUGCAAGAAAUAUGUUAGUUGCAUCUAAAAUGGUUAUUAAGAUAGGAGAUUUUGGUUUAAGCCAGUAUUUACCUCUUGGAGUCAAUGAAUUUUAUGAGGAAGGAAGUGAAACAAGAUUUGCAAUUAAAUGGGCUGCCCCAGAGACUAUUAUAGAAAAAAAUUUUUCAUUAAAAUCUGAAGUAUGGAGUUUUGGAGUUGUACUGUAUGAAAUAUUUACAAAAGGACUUGCACCUUACCCGGGUAUGAACAAUCAUGAAGCAUUAGAAUUUGUUAGUAACGGUGGUAGAAUGGAUAAAUCAAAUAUUCCUGAAAAAAUUUAUAUGACAAUGUUAUCAUGUUGGGAUGUUGUGCCAGCAAAGCGUCCAUCUAUGGAAAAAUUAAAACAAUUUUUAAUGGAAUAUUUUAGAUAAAAUGUUUUUAAAAAAUAAAUUUUAGUAGAUAUAUUUUAUUUUGAAAAAAAAAUUGAAAUUUUAUAGAAUAAGAUUGUAUAACAA